GCCCCGGCCCAUGGCGGCCCAGUGCUGCUGCCGCAAGGGACCGGGGGCCACGGGGCCCGAGUCUGCAGCGGCUGCGGCUGCUUCAGCGGCGGCUGCGGCAGCGGCCCCGGCGGCCGCCCCGGACGUGGCCUCGGCUGCCAGCUCGCAGCUCUUCCGCCUGCGCCAUCUGCAGCUGGGACUCGAGCUGCGGCCGACCGCGCGGGAGCUGGCCGGCUGCCUGGUGCUGGAGCUGUGCGCUCUGCGGCCCGGGCCCCCGGCGCUCGUGCUCGACGUGCACCCCGCCGUGCGCCUGCAUUCGGCCGCCUACCGGCCCGCCGCGCCGGGCCAGCCGCCCUGCGCCUUCGCCUUCGCGCCCGACCCGGACCCGAAUCCGGAACCGGGCCCGAGCCCCGAGCCCCGCUGCGCCCCGCCGCGCGGCCUGGACCCUGCCGAGCCGGCAGACCCUGCGCUCGGACCCUGUCCGGACGCCUGCCAGCCGCCCGAUCGUGUGCUCGGACGCUCCCCCGACUCGGGCCAGCCGCCCGACCCUACGUUUGGAUCCUGCCUCGAUGGCCAGCCGCCGGACCCUGCGCCGGGUCGCUCCCCCGACGCCGGCCAGCCUCCAGAUCCCGAGCCCCCUCCUGCGCCGAGUCCCCCACCGCCCCUACCCACUUUCCCGGGCGCGCCGCCCGGGCCCUGCCACCCUCUGCUCUUCCGGGUGGAGCCCUUCACGGACUACGGCUCGUCCCUGACCAUCAGCCUCCCCGGCGCGUUGCAGCCCCACCAGCCCUUCCACAUCGUGCUGCGCUACACCAGCAGCGACGCCCCCGCCAUCUGGUGGCUGGACCCCGAGCUGACCUACUCCAACUCCAAGCCCUUCGUCUUCACCCAGGGUCACUCCGUGUGCAACCGCUCCUUCUUCCCCUGCUUCGACACGCCCGCGGUGAAGUGCACUUACUCCGCCACCGUCAAGGCUCCCGCCGGGGUCCAGGUGCUGAUGAGCGCCACCCAAAGUGCCUACCUGGAGAAGGAGGGCGUGUACCAGUUUCACAUGGAGUACCCGGUGCCCGCCUACCUGGUGGCUCUGGUGGCAGGAGAGCUCGUGCCAGCCGACAUCGGGCCCAGGAGCCGAGUGUGGGCCGAACCGUGUCUCUUGUCGACGGCCACGAGCAAACUGUCGGGGCUGGUGGAGCAGUGGCUGAGCAUAGCCGAGAAGCUCUACGGGCCCUACCUGUGGGGCAGGUAUGACAUCGUCUUCCUCCCCCCGUCCUUCCCGAUCGUGGCCAUGGAGAAUCCCUGCCUGACCUUCAUCAUCUCCUCCAUCCUGGAGAGCGACGAGUUCCUCAUCAUCGACAUCAUCCACGAGGUGGCGCACAGCUGGUUCGGCAACGCGGUCACCAACGCCACGUGGGAGGAGAUGUGGCUGAGCGAGGGGCUGGCCACGUACGCGCAGCGGCGGAUCACCACGGAGACCUACGGCGCCGCCUUCACGUGCCUGGAGACCGCGUUCCGCCUCGAUGCCCUCCACCGACAGAUGAAGCUCCUCGGGGAGGACAACCCUGUCAGCAAGCUGCAGGUCAAACUGGAGCCAGGGGUGAACCCCAGCAACCUCAUGAACCUGUUCACCUACGAGAAGGGUUACUGCUUCGUCUACUACCUGUCGCAGCUCUGCGGGGACCCCCAGAACUUCGACUCCUUCCUCCGAGCCUACGUGGAGAAGUACAAGUUCAGCAGCGUCGUGGCCCAAGAUCUCCUGGAUUCCUUCCUGAAUUUCUUUCCCGAGCUGAAGGAACAGAGCGUGGACAGCAAAGCAGGGCUGGAGUUUGAGCGCUGGCUCAAUGCCACGGGGCCCCCGCUCGCCGAGCCAGACCUCUCCCAGGGCUCCAGCCUGACCAGGCCCGUGGAGACCCUCUUCCACCUGUGGACGGCGGAGCCCCUGGACCAGGCGGCCGCUUCGGCCAGCAGCAUCGACAUCACCAAGUGGAAAACGUUCCAGACGGUUCUCUUCCUGGACCGCCUCCUGGACGGGUCCCCGCUGCCCCAGGAGGUGGUGAUGAGGCUCUCCAAGUGUUACUCGUCACUGCUGGACUCCAUGAACGCCGAGAUCCGCAUCCGCUGGCUCCAGAUCGUCGUCCGCAACGACUACUACCCCGACCUCUACAAAGUCCGGCGCUUCCUGGAGAGCCAGAUGUCCCGCAUGUACACCAUCCCGCUCUACGAGGAUCUCUGCACGGGGGCCCUCAAGUCCUUCGCCUUGGAGGUUUUCUACCAGACCCAGGGCCGGCUGCACCCCAACCUUCGUAAAACCAUCCAGCAGAUUCUGGCCCAGGGCCUGGCCUCCCCCGCCCCCACGGACACCCCCCCUCUGGCCAUUGCCACGGACACGCCGGCGCUGCUGCUGGAGGACAAGCCCCCCGAAGCCACAAAUGGUGCCAUCUCUCUCAGGGACGUCAACGUGUCCGCCUAGCCCCGCUUGGGGCGGCCCGGCCCCCGCUGGGAGGUGGGGGGCUGCCUGGCGGUUCCAGCCACCGAGCUGAAUGUGCCUUCCCGGGCCCAUCCCGGAUGGGGCUCUGGGUCUUUCCGAGCGUGAGCCGGCCGGGGUCCGGGAGUCACAGCGUCGGCCCCUCCGCGGGCGUCCCCGGCCCAGAGCGGGGGUCGUGGGCAGGGCUCCCGGAAGGGGCUCCUCGGUCCUCUGAGAAGUCCCCGGCAGCGACAGGCUUCUGUCAUGGGCGCUUGGCCCUUUACCUCAGGGCUCAGGGUUGCUGAGGGGGAUUCUCUGCCCCUCGGGAAACAAGCAACCUCAUGACCACUUCCUGGGGUGGUGAAAAGCUGGGAGGGCGGCCCCCCGUGAGCCCGGAGCCCCCGGCCUGCCCCGAGUUUGCACUUGGAGAGUCUGCAGGGGGGCCCGGCCUCCCCCCGUGGGGGCACAGCAGCCGAGAGCGACGCCCCCCCUUGGCCGCUCCCGCAGGGAUGCUCUCCCCGCCCGGCCCCUCCCUGACCUGACGACCACCACACUGUGCCUUACGUCUGCCCGAGAAGGCGUAGGAUGAGCCUUUUUCUAGUCACGCCCCUCAGCCCCCCGGGAGCCGAGGCUCCCGACUCCCUCCCCUCCAUUCCUGACUGUCCUUCGGGGUGAUUUAGGGCCGGGCCCACGGAGAGGGGGCCACGGAGGGCCCUGGCAGGGAGGCUGCCUGGAGGAGGCGACUUUCCACCUUUCCCGCCCCCACGGGCGCCUCCCGGGUGAGAUAGGAAGCCAGCAAGGGGACGGCACCGCAGAGGGUCCCGGGGGCUUGGCAAGGAUGGCGGCCACCAGCCCAGCCAGGGAAGCUGCCCCCGGUGCAGGGAGGCAGGAGGAGCCUGGGCCUCCCGGAGUUUGAGCUGCAGGGAUGGCCGCGGGGGAGCAUUCCCCUGCCUCUUCUCUCUGUACCUCGGCUUUAGCCCGUCUGGGAGCCAGACUGCGGUGAAAGCAAUAAGACCGCCCUCCCCCGCGGGUCCCCACAGCAUUCCUCCCCAGCCAUGCUACUCUCCCCCGACCCCUGACCCCUGACCCCCCACUCCCCCAACUUGCACCAACCCUGUGAUGACUAUUUGACUUCAUUCCCGUUAGAGGGAUAUGUCAGGGAGGGGAACGUGCGACUCGGCCUUGCUGUUCCCCAUUGAAUAGAGACUUUGGGGGGAGGCGCGUCCUCCCCAGGCCCGGCCUUACCACUGAGGGGUCUAAGCCCCAGACACCACUUGCAGGGGUCGUGCCCUGCCCGGAGCGGCCGCUGUGAAAGCCAGCCUUGACCCGCGGACCCUGCACCAGCCUAGGACCGAGGCAGCGAGAUUGGCGUGAGAGCCCCGGUCCCCGUCCACUUCAGGGCCGCUCCGCGGCCUCCCGCUCCUGGCCCGGCCCCUCCUCCUCAGCAGCGGGAUCCGCGCCUCCUCGGGCGCCGCCGGCCCUGACCCGAGGGCCGAGGUCUGGCCCUGAGAACCGCCGCUUCCUUCCGAGGAGGCUCAUGACCACUAAGACUGUGCAGCUGCUGCCUGGGGGGCCGGGUAGGGGCAGGAGGCACGGGGAAGAUUGGAGACGGGCAGCGCCCGAGUGGGAGCUGCCCAUGCCCUGCCGCAGAGCCCAGGCCCUGGGCCUGGCACCCUGCUGAGCGCAGUGGAUGGGCGGGAGGGGAAAGGUGAGAAGGACCCAGGCCCCGGGGGGUAGCGGUGGUGAAGCUUCUGGCCACAAUAGAUGGCUCCAGGGUUUACAGAGCUAUGAGCUUUCCCCUCUUAAUUCCUCUUGGGAUCUCGGCAGGGCCCUAUACCUUCCUUAACCCUGCUUGUCCCAGACAGAAAGCCCCAGGAGUGCAAAAGCCCCUUGGUCUCAGCAUUGCCCUUCCAUUCCGGGUCAAACCUUUCAAGGGAGUGGGCUUUGCUGGUCCCUCUCUAUUCCAUCAAUUCCUAUUAGACUGUAAGCUCCGAGAGGGCAGAGAUUGUGUCUUAUCUAAAUUUUGUAUCUCCCACGGAACCUAGUACCAUGUUCUGCACACAGUUGGUGCUUAAUAAAUGUUGAAUUGAA
Molecule: messenger RNA, 4531 nt
Organism: Antechinus flavipes (yellow-footed antechinus)
Lineage: Eukaryota; Metazoa; Chordata; Mammalia; Dasyuromorphia; Dasyuridae
Gene: RNPEPL1
Product: arginyl aminopeptidase like 1
Exons: 11
Coding region: 11-2446 (811 amino acids)
Biological process (GO): proteolysis
Molecular function (GO): zinc ion binding; metalloaminopeptidase activity
Source: RefSeq, a predicted model, not a curated record